AUGCCUCAAGACGUUGUAGUCAACGGCGGCUCGCGGCCAAAGGUGCUCAUACCUGAGAAGGUAUCGCCAGAUGGCCUCAAGCUGCUGCAAGCUUCGUUGGACGUUCACGAGAAGAAGGGUCUCUCACCGGAGCAGCUACUGGAGAUCAUUGGAGACUACGAGGCACUCGUCGUUCGCUCUGAGACCAAGGUCAACGCUCAGCUGAUUGCGGCUGGAAAGAAGCUGAAAGUCGUUGCCCGAGCAGGUGUCGGUGUCGACAAUGUCGAUCUUGACGCAGCCACGAAGCAUGGUGUAAUUGUUGUGAACAGUCCGCAGGGAAACAUCAAUGCCGCUGCCGAGCAUACCAUUGCUCUGCUCAUGGCAGUCGCCAGAAAUAUCGGAGAGGCAUCUGUCAGCAUCAAGUCGGGCAAGUGGGAGAGGAGCAAGUUGACUGGUGUUGAAGUCAAGGGCAAGACUCUGGCCAUCAUCGGUCUUGGCAAAGUCGGUCUUACCGUUGCUCGUGCUGCGGGUGGACUGGGUAUGAACCUCCUGGGAUACGACCCAUAUGCCAACGUCAAGCUUGCCGAAGCAGCCAAUGUUGAGCUAGCUUCUUCCAUGGACGAGCUGUUCGAGCAAGCCGACUUCCUCACGAUCCACACUCCCAUGAUCGCAUCUACAAAGGGCAUGAUCGGCCUCUCCGAGCUCUCCAAAAUGAAACCCACCGCCCGCGUCCUGAACGUCGCACGCGGCGGCAUAAUCGACGAACAAUCCCUCCUCGAAGCCCUCGAAACCGGCAAGAUCGGCGGCGCAGGUCUCGACGUCUUCACAGCAGAACCACCCAAAGAAGACGACUUCGCCAGCAAACUCAUCCGCCACCCCAAAGUCGUUGCAACACCCCACUUGGGCGCCUCCACAGUCGAAGCGCAAGAGAACGUCUCGAUAGACGUCUGCGAACAAGUCCUCCUCAUCCUCCAAGGCCAGCUCCCCCGCAGCGCCGUCAACGCCCCUAUCAUCAUGGCAGAGGAGUACCGCACCCUGCGUCCCUUCGUCACUCUCCUCGAACGCAUGGGGAGUCUCUACACUCAGCACUUCGGCCCUGACAACAUCGCUCGCCGCGUCCGUACCACUUUCGACCUCGUCUACGAGGGCUCCCUCGCGGAGACGAAGACGACGAAACCUCUCUUCGCGGCCCUCAUCAAGGGCCUCGUCUCGCCCAUCACGGACUCGGCAGAUACAAACAUCAACAUCGUCAACGCCGAGCUCAUCGCCAAGGAACGCGGAAUCCUCAUCAACGAAUCCCGCUCGCGCGAGAAAGUCGAGCAGGAAGGCUACUCCGCCUCCGUCACGCUCCGCGCGCGCCUCGAUCCUCGAUCUCCUUCUGCGCGCCGUGGCGCCGGCGGCGAUGAGAGACGCCCUGAACCCGUUAGAACUUCUACGGGUCGCGUGAAGGAACUCGAAGACCAAGUCAUCUCCGGCUUCGUCUCGAGUAACACGCCCUACAUCUCCCGCCUGGGCCGCUUCAGCACCUCUUUCGUCCCCGAGGGUACACUCCUGAUCUGUCGGAACUACGACGAGCCCGGCAAGAUCGGAACUGUGGGUGGACGACUAGGAAAAGCUGGUGUCAACAUCCGAUUCAUGAGCGUGGCGCCUAUUGAUGAGGGGAUCAAGGGGAGGGACGGGUCUUCCGAUGGCGAGGCUAAUGGGAAGGAGAAUGAGGCGCUCAUGAUACUGGGCAUUGAUAGGGAUAUUGAUGCGAGCGUGAGGAAGGAUAUUCUGGGGGAGGAGGGAGUGCUGGAGGCUAGUGUUGUUGCUUUACAGAAGUGA
This is a messenger RNA of Fulvia fulva, 1803 nucleotides long. RefSeq names its product D-3-phosphoglycerate dehydrogenase 2, chloroplastic. The transcript is spliced from 2 exons. Gene Ontology annotation, molecular function: NAD binding; phosphoglycerate dehydrogenase activity. Gene Ontology annotation, biological process: L-serine biosynthetic process. The record is from RefSeq and is a predicted model, not a curated record. NCBI's taxonomy places the organism in Eukaryota, Fungi, Ascomycota, Dothideomycetes, Mycosphaerellales, Mycosphaerellaceae. Bases 1 to 1803 code for a protein of 600 amino acids.